CGCGUUGAAGGCUGAAGAUCCAAAUUAAGAUGACCCAGCGUACAAAAUUUAUAAUAAAUACUUCCGUCGAAUACUUUUCCGCCCGUUUGCCGGGUUCGGAACUGGACGAGCAGACGGCCAUGAUUCUGGAGUUUCUGGAACAGGAGGAGCUGACGGUUAUCUCGGCGGUGCACAGCAGAUCCGAUGGCAAAAUCCGAUUCCACCACCGCAUUCCCAAUGAAGAGCUCUGCCUGCUCUUCUACAAGGUGCCGCAGGUGGGGCAUAUUCACAAGGAGGGAGGCAGUGAGCCCCUGCUGGGCAUUUUAACACUAGAAGGGGGCAUGGUCAAGUCGAUUUACAAUUCUGUUUCUCGAGUAUUCUCGCCCUCUGCCAACUCAGCCCGGCGCAGCGAAUAUGGGCCCGAGUUGAGCGGAAUCCUGGAGAACUUGCACCAAAACUUGGGAUCCAGCUUGGGAUUACCACAGAGCGGCAUUACGAGUCUGCGAGACGAGAUCAAAUACUGGCAGCAGAAACUAGGCCAAAAAUCGAGUUCUCGAUUGGACCGCGAGGCUGCUCAAGUGUUCAUUGGUGUUUUGGAAAAUAUAGAAAAACAAAUCAGCACCAUUGACGGGGCCAAUCCGAGUGGCACCGUUGAGGAAUUCCUGGACCAUGCCCACAGCAACCUGGACGAAUUGUGGCGGCUUCCCUACAACUAUCCCCAGCAGCGGAUGACGGACCUGUUGGACAUCAUUGGAAAGCGGCUGUUGGAGGUCUGCUUAACCCAGUUGCUGGCCGAAGACGUCUGGAGCCUGAGUUCCAGUCAUGUUAACAAUCUCAUGAGUCAGAGCAUCGAUACCGUGGACGCUUGGAUCCAGCUCUGCGACUCCCUCACCCGUCUAUUUUGGCCAAACUACGUGAAGCACCCGUGGCUUGGAGAUUCGCAUGUGCCCAAGCGAGGACAACUCUUUAAAGAGCGGCUUAGUGAGAUCCGGAGCAUCAAACAGCUGUACAAGCAGAUUGCCACCUUGCUAGAGGAUACCGAGCUGCAGGAAAUGUUUCAGGAACAGGCUCCCUUCACAGAAUUCAACAUCUUUGACACAUCCUCGUUGGGGCAGAAUAAAUGGCACAAGGCUCUGCAGCACUUUGAACAGGUCCUGCAGCCAAUUGAUGAGCGCAUUGCCGCCGCCCUCAAGGGGCAGUUGCAUAACCACCUGAGUAAUCCACGGCAGGUGAUCUUCAUCUUCUCCAAAUACGAGACUCUUAUCCAGAGACCUGCUGUCCUGGAACUGCUGACCAUCGAGAGGGAGCAGUUUUUGCAAUCGCUGCACAUCCUUUUGCAGGAUCUGCGCAAGGCGAUGGUGGACUCAAAUAUGGAACCCGAUACUGGUCAUCUGUCAGUGAUAUGCAAUGAGUGCCGCUGGCUAAAGGUGGUUCAGCAUCAGAUCCAGGAGAUCGAGAAGGUUAGCCAUUUGAUAAGUGGACGGGAGGGUUUCGACAAGAUCAACAAGGCCGUGCAGGAAAUCAAGGAGGAAACCGAGUCCCUGCUGCGCACUAACUUCGAGAUCUGGUCAGGACAGUGCUCCACGGCUGUCAAAAGCGGUGAGCUAAGACUGCGUGACGAUCAGGCGGUGGUAAAGUUCGAAAAGGAGGGUCGCCAGCUGAUGCGGGUAACCUUCAAUCCCAAGCUGGUGACCUUCUGCCAGGAUGUGCGCGAGUUUGAGAAUCUAGGCUACAAUGUUCCCCUCGAACUGCGAGCCGCUGCCACCCAUGCAGCCAAAUAUAUGUGCUACGCCCGCCGAUUGCAGCAGAUCGCCACUUUCCACAACACGAUCGGCGAUCGGAUGAUCCCCUGCCAGCGGCCCAUUAUGCUGAAGAAUGCCCUGGAGCUGCAGCGUUUGGUCCAGAGCGAAACGGUGGCCUGGCAGGACGAGUCCUCCGUUCAGCGAUAUGUCGAUAUCCUGCAGGCGGCCGUUUCUAAGCUGUCCUCGGAUAACACACUCCUGGUGGGAUAUCACGAGCAGGCCAAGAGAUCGGUUUUGAAACUCAUGUCCACUGAUCUAUUGACCCAAAACCAAAUUUGGAAGGACGAGCUGCGUCACCUUCGUGAGCUGGUGGCCACUUUGGAGCGCCAAGGAUACACCCACCUGGACGCCUUCAAGCUGCACUGGGAUCACCAGCUGUACAAAGUCCUGGAGUACCAGUACAUAUUGGGCUUGCUCGACAUGAACAACAAGCUGCCAGACAUACACGUAAAGCUGGUAUUGCGGCAGAGAGAACUGGUCUUCAGUCCUCCGGAGGAGGAAAUUCGGGAGUUGUACUUCAGUCAGCUGAGGCGCUUCAUCGAGAGGCCCUGUAACUUCCACGGCUUAUCUGAACACAGUCAGGAGCUCUUCAAAUCCAUGGUCACAGUAAACCGCCAUCACUUUGGACCACUUUACCAGAGGGCAGCUGAGUUGUUCGACAAGUUGGAGGACUUCAAGACCAUCUGGUUGCCCUGGAGCUUGGGAUGUGUGGAUGUGGAUCAGCUCUGUGGGAUUCAUUUAAACGAGGCCGGGGACUGGGAUCGCAACUUCAGAUCGUGCAAACAUUUUAGCCAACAGUUGGCAAAGCUUCAGCAGGCGGAGGAAUCCAUCGAUUGCAUAGUGAUCAAUGUCCUGCCCUUGAGAUCGGAUAUAGAAUAUAUUAGCAGACGGUACUGGGAGUCUCUGGCAAAUAGCUUGCGAACUGCUAUCCUGACGGACGUGAGUCUGAUCCAGGAAUUCCUGCAAAGUGCCCUGCAGUUCCUGCAAAAUGUACCCAUGGACGAGGGUAGCAUCAGUCAGUCGGGAAUGAAGUACGAGAAGAUAAUGAGUGAGUUGCCGCAGAUCGAGGAGACCUUGGAUGCGGUUCGAGCAAAGGAUGCCUGUCUGGCGGGCUGGUGCAAGGAGAGGGUCACAGCUCUGUCGGGAAUCCUGCUGCAAUGGGAACAGCUGCAGCCUCUUCUCGAGAACCACGCAGUGAUCCUCCAGCGACAAGUGGAUAUGAUCAAAAACCAGGCCGAGACCCAGCUCCAAAACCUCAAGAACGAGGCCGAGAAAUUUCUACUCCGGUGGGAGUCCACCAUAUCCGAACUGGAGGCCAACGAGCACUCCACUCUGGACGUGUUCAAGGAGCGCAGACUCCAUUGGCAGCAAUUGCAAGAGAAGAAGACCCAUCUGCUAGAGGAGUGUUCCAAAUUUAACAUGGAAUUCCCAGCAGAGAUGCUCAUUCCCUUCUCGGAAAUCGAAGAGCAAAUGGAGCAGCAGUCGAAGCAGUGGCAGGUCUACGACAGUUUCCUCACCGAACUGCAGCCAAUUCUUCAGGAGGAUUGGGCCAUCUACAGGCGCCGUCCCUACGUCCUGAACGAAUUUAUUGGCAAAUGGGAGGGAUCGGUUCACGCCUCGAUUGAUUUGCCCUCCAAGAGAAUCCGCCAGCAGGUGGAGCAGCUCCAAUCGGCUCUACCGAUUCUGCAGCAACUGCAAUCGGACUCCUUGAGUGAACGGCACUGGGCUAGAAUAUUUCAGCUCCUCCAUCACAAGGAGUCCAAGCCACUGCACUCCAUACUCCUCCAGGAUAUCCUACAGGACUUUGAUGUCCUGCAGUCGGCUGCUCAAGAGAUCAUUAGCAUAGUUCGACAGGCGUCGAGUGAACAGAUUGUGAGGCAGGCUUUGGUUGAACUAGACCAGUGGUCAGUCACGGCCCAGUUGAAACUGAUCACUAGGACCGAUGCCUCUGGUCAGAGUGUCUCCUUGAUAAAGGACUACCAGGAGGUGCUCAACAAGAUCGGGGACAACCAGUCUCUUUUGCAAUCAGCCAAGAACUCAGCUGCCUUUGAGAGCUUUUCGGAUCAGGCUGAACUUUGGGAGAGUCGCCUCAAUACGCUGGAUGCCCUGCUAAGUAGCUUAAAUCAUUCUCAGAGACGUUGGGUGUAUUUGGAACCUGUCUUUGGGUCGGGGACCCUGCAACAGGAGCAGGCUCUAUUUAAGCGCAUCGACAAGGACUUCCGGUUUGUUAUGCGUGAAAUCGAGAUGGAUCCGCGGGUCACUUCGCUGACGAAAAUAAACAACAUCACCACCAUCGUCAAUGCACUGGAGACCCAACUGUCCAGGUGCCAGCAGAACCUGAUGAGCUAUAUAACCGACAAGCGCAACUCCUUUCCCCGCUUCUACUUCCUGGGCGAUGAUGAUCUGCUCGAGCUCCUCGGACAGGCCAGCAAGGAUGCGGAGGUCAUCCAGCGGCACAUCCGUAAACUGUUCCCCGGUUGCCACCGGCUCAGCAUCCGCCAGGUGGGCCCUAAUCCAGCCACAUCCUCCGAUGUCAAUCAGUACAGCAUUACAUCCGUGCACAGUGCCGAGGGCGAUGAGCUCCAGCUAAGUCAGCCCGUCGAGAUGAAGGGCGACAUCGAGUGCUGGUUGAAUCAACUGGUGACUGUGGUGCAGAAUACUCUGAGGGAUCAAGUUUACGAGUGCUACACCAGCACCACCGGCGGAAGUGAUAACCUCGACGAGAAAAUCCUAAAGAAGUAUGCCAGCCAGGUGUUGGCCACGGCCAGAGCCCUUCACUUCACCCGCCAGGCGGAACAGGCAAUCGGGGGCAUGUCGCUGGGAAAACUAAAGCAGCAGUUAAAGGAUGAAAUCACCCACCUCGCUGCCCUGAAACACAAGUCCGACAACGGAACGCUGAUCAGCCUGAAACUAAGAGCCCUUCUCCUGGACCUGGUGCACUACUCCGGGGUGACGGAGCAGCUCCAGAAGCACAAUGUGGUGCACACCAGCGACUGGCAUUGGCUGUGUCAACUCAGAUAUUACCUGGGAAAAACGGGCGGCACGUCGGGCGAAGUUAAUGCCAAUCGACAAGUUUGCGUCCGCAUGGUUUAUGCCGAAUUUGAAUACGCCUACGAGUUUCUGGGGCAGGCCAGCAAGCUGGUCCACACCCGGCUCACCCACCGCUGCUAUCUCAUCCUCACGCAGGCGAUGCACAUGGGCCUGGGCGGUAAUCCCUUUGGCCCGGCUGGCACCGGAAAGACGGAGUGCGUCAAGGCCCUGGGGGCCAUGCUGGGCCGCUUGGUGUUGGUUUUCAAUUGCGACGAGAAUGUGGACACCGAGUCGAUGAGCCUCAUCCUCACCGGCCUGGCGCGCUGCGGGGCGUGGGGUUGCUUUGACGAGUUCAACCGGCUGCAGGAGGCCACUCUGUCGUCCAUCUCCAUGCUUAUCCAGCCCAUCCAGAGUGCCCUGAAGGAGCGGGCCAGCAGCGUCCAGAUUGGCGAGCGGCAGAUACAACUCAACCAGCACUGCGGGAUCUUUGUGACGCUGAAUCCCGCCGGAGCGGAGUACGGAGGUCGUCAAAAGCUCCCCGGGAACAUCCAGGCCCUCUUCCGACCCAUUGUUAUGCAGCAGCCGGAGCCAGGCGAAAUCGCCCGGGUUAUGCUGUUCGUCGAGGGCUUUUCUGAGGCCUCCGCCAUCGCGUCCCGCAUCGUGGAGCUGUUUGAACUGAGCGGCAAGAUGCUGUCUGCCCAGCGGCACUACGACUGGGGACUGCGGGAACUGAAGACGGUGCUCUUGGUGUGCGGAGAAGGUUUGAGGGAUCAAUUAAGCAGCGAGGAUAACAAGCAGUCCAGCGCUAAGUUGGAGAUGUCGGUGGUGGUUCGAUGUUUGCGUUCAUCCACCAUGUCCAAGCUGACCCCCCACGAUGUCACUAGAUUUGAGAUGCUGCUCCGGAAUGUUUUUCCGGAGAUUGGCAGCUCGCCGGCGCCAGAAACCCAGCUCCAUCAAUCUAUAUCCGCCGCCUUUGCGCAAUUGGGCCUCUGUCGAAGCGAAAGGCAAAUUGAAAAGGCCUUGCAACUGCAUGAGCAACUGCAGAAACGGAUGGGAGUUGUGUUGGUGGGACCGCCAGGAUGUGGCAAGUCCACCAUCAUGGCCCUCCUUAAACAGGCUCUGAGUGGAACCCAGCUGAAAGUGCACACCAUCAGUCCAAAGUCAAUGAGUCGCAUUCAAUUGCUGGGACGCCUGGAUGCCGAUACUCGUCAGUGGCAGGACGGGGUACUGACCCACACAGCGGUGGCGGUCAAUCAGGAGCCAUCCCAAGUCCACUCGUGGAUCGUUUGCGACGGCAGCAUCGAUCCUGAAUGGAUAGAGGCACUGAACUCGGUUUUGGACGACAACAAGCUCCUAACCUUGCCAUCGGGCUGGAGGAUUCAGUUCGGGAGCAACGUUAACUUUAUUUUCGAAACAGAUGAUGUGAGGCAUGCGUCGCCAGCAACAAUUUCCAGAAUGGGCAUUGUCAAUAUGAGUUACGACUACUAUCCUGCGGACGGGAUUCUUAAACAUGAGCUGGCUAGAGAACCAUAUGGCGACCUGUUGCAAAGUUAUGUGGAAGGGAAUUUCCAAUAUGCCGUGAAUUGGCUGGAAAGUCAACUUUUAUUGGCUCACCUGCCUGGUAUAAGUCGGACCCACCUUCUGCGCUCCCUACUGCUACAACUUCAUGGUUCCCAAUCUCUGGAGGAAUAUGGAGCAGCCACUCUUCGUGCUCUUUUCGGUUACAUACCCAACGAUCGCCAGCGGGAGUUUGCCCAACUGAUUCUGAAACACGCCAAUAUCUACGUGCCUAAUCCUAACUACGCUGAAUUGACUCACUAUGAACGCAAUAGGAAUUCCCUAGAGCAAUAUCCGGUGGACGCAAUCGAAACACCAGAAAAAGGAUCCCAGUUAAUAAUUACAUCCUACAUGAAAUCCUACUUGGACAUUCUGGAAACCCUGCUGAAAUCCCAGGGUGUAAGAGUAGCGCCCUUCAUGCUCAUUGGUCCAAGUGGGUCGGGCAAAACCCUGCUCCUUCAAAGAGCGGUGCUGGAGAACUCGGGCUAUCAGUUGGCCACCAUCAACUGCUCUACUCAACUGACUCCCAGGUAUAUUUUGCACACAUUGAAGACGCACUGCGUCACAGUGAGUGGAAUCAAGGGUAGAGAGUACCGCCCAAAGCAAGCGAGACUGGUGCUGUUCAUGAAGAACUUAGACCUCUGCCAGCAGGACUCUUGGGGAGCCUGUGAAGUAGUGGAACUGCUACUCCAAUUAGCUCAACGAGGGGGCUUUUACGCCGAAAAUCUUGAGUGGAUUGGAGUAAGCGGUCUGCAAAUAUGCGCCUCUAUUGGCGGAAACACCGGGAAAAUCGCACCGCGCUACUUUGCCAUCAAUCAGUUUGUGCGAGUUUCCCGACCCACCAGCCAGGACAUGCUGGAAAUCGUCCAGCGGCGAUUGGAACCUCUUUUGGAAGAGCACUUCAGGGGAUCGGAAAAUCGGGGAAGGUCCGGGGUCAAUUUGCAGCACGUCAGCGAGAGCCUAAUGGACUGCUUUGAGAAGCUGCAAGCGACGUUCACCAACGUGGGAGGCAGACAGGCCCACUACCAGUUCAGCCCCAAAUGCAUCAUGAAGCUGCUGGAUGCCCUCGUCUUUUAUCCUGCCACUGAUUUCAAUGAGGCUCUAAACUGCGAGCUAUUAGGCAUGUUCCGUGACAGACUGAUUAGCGAAGAGCACGUCCAGCAGUUCGAGGGUAUACUUAAGCAAACGAUGCGCAAAUACUACGGCAAGGAGAAGGUCUUUUUCGUGCCUAAAUCUCCAAAGUCGCGGGGUCAUCUACACUGCCUAACCCAUGACGAAUGGAUGGAAGAGGUUCAGCGGCAGGUUACUAUUUGCAAUAGCGAAAACUACACCAUUGCAGCACCCAUCACGGAGGAACUUCUAAGUCAAGUAGCUAGGAUAACCAGGGUUCUGUCACGAACCGAUGCCCACAUGCUCAUUCUGGGGCCAUCUGGAGGACGUCAUCUGGAUGCCAUAUUCGUGGCAGCCACUUUGCAGGAGGCCAAAGUGGUCACUCUGCAAGGAGGACCGUCCUACGAUCUCGCCGACUUCUACAACGAUCUUAAAGUGGCGAUGCAGACGGCUGUCUUGGAGCAGCAAAUGAGCUAUCUGCUCAUCGAGCAUUGUUGGCUAAGUUAUGUGCCGGAUAUAUUGAAGCCCAUAGAGGCUCUGCUCGAAGGAAGUGAGAUCCUAGAGCUUUUUGGCGAGGAUCUGGAGACGGUGGCGAGUACUCUGAAACAGGCGGCCCAGCUUGAGGGAUACCAGGAAUCCAUGGGGUCAUACUUCCUGAAGCGUGCCCGUGAGUAUCUCCACAUUAUCAUAGUCCUGGAUCCCAGAAGUGCCAAGGUGCAGGACUACUUCAACAAUUUCCCUGCCCUGCAUCGUCAGAUGGAUUUGCUAAAUGAAACAAUCGCGGGGCGAGGGAAGUGGGCGUGGCAAGGUACCGAUUUGCUUUAUGUGAGAGGAGAGUCCAGAGAAACUAUUGCCACUCUGCCCAAACAAUACAUUGAGUUGCUAAAUGAAACAAUCGCGGGCGGAGGAAGUGGGCGUGGCAAGGUACCGACUUGCAGUCACUUUGCAGAAAUAUCGGAUGAACUGCCUUCAGAGGAAACAUCACAAAGAUAUUACCAGUUUAUCCGCACGUACUUCCACAUGUAUAACGAUGCAGCCAAUGUAAUCGAUCAGAGAUUGGGCAAACUGCAAAUGGGAGUUGAUAAGUUGGCCUCUGCACACGGCUUAGUGGAUACCCUGAAGUGCAACGCCGCAGCUCAGGAGCAGGCUCUGGGGGAAAAGCGACAACUGGCCAACGAAGCGUUGGAGAUGAUUUCCUUCACGAUGAGAAAUGCCAAUGAGCAGAAAUCCAGCAUGUUGGAGCUUAAACAGCAAACACAAAAGAGCAGCGAGCAAUUAAAGGUUCGACAAAAGGAAAUCCAACAGGAACUGGCAGAAGUAGAACCAAUUUUGGCAGAAGCCAGUAAUGCAGUCGGUCAAAUCAAAUCGGAAGCCUUAUCCGAAAUCAGAUCCCUAAGAGCCCCGCCAGAAGCUGUGAGGGAUAUUUUAGAGGGCGUACUCCGACUAAUGGGCAUCCGAGAUACUUCCUGGAACAGCAUGAAGACCUUUCUGGCCAAGAGAGGUGUAAAGGAGGACAUACGAUCUCUGGAUCCAGCUCGGAUUAGUCCCGAAAAUUGUGAAGCAGUCGAAAGGCUGCUUCUGGCCAAAGGCGAUUCAUACGAGUCCAAGAACGCCAAGCGCGCUUCUGCAGCAGCUGCUCCUUUGGCUGCCUGGGUGCAGGCUAGUGUGCGAUAUUCCAGGGUGAUCCAGAGCAUCAAGCCCCUCGAAAGGGAACAGAAUGAAUUGCAGAAAAAUCUCAAAGCGGCUGAGGACGAAAUGCAAGAGUUGGCCAGUGGACUGGACGAUGUGGACAAGCGGGUCAAGCAGCUGUCGGCCAAAUUGCAGACGUACACUCAAGAAGCAGCCGUUUUGGAGCUGAAACUUCAAGAGGCAAGUGGAACUUUGCAGACCGCAGAGCUCCUGGUGGAAAAACUAAGUGCAGAAUACGCCACCUGGAGCCAUCAGCUGACGGACCUCAAAAAGGCCCACAAAACACUGGACGGAAAGACUCUGUUGAUAGCCAUAGCUGUCAACUACUACGCAGGUUUGGGCCUGGAACAGAGAUGCUCAUCUCUCAAACGCCUGGCGGCAGAUUUCCAUUUGCCCGACUUCGACCUCCAGAGAUCCCUGCUCACGGAGCAGCAACAGAUCAUUUGGGAGAGUCAGGGCUUGGCGCGGGAUGCUCAGAUCAUUGAAAGCGCUGCCCUACUCAGGGAAAUGCUUUCUCUGCCCUACGGAUCCUGUCCAAUUCCACUGCUUUUGGAUCCCACACAAACAGCGGCCGCUUGGUUAAUGGCCCAUCUUAAGGGAAGCGGAAAGCCAUGCGAGUUGACCACUCACGGAAACGAGAGGCUAUCCUAUCAGUUAGAGCUAGCUGUUCGUUUUGGAAAGACUCUAUUGGUCACUGACUGCGAACAACUACGUCCUCCUGUACUGCAACUCCUGCAGGGCCAUGUUUAUGUGAGGUUCAAUAAGCGACAACUGGCCAUUGGAUCUAAGUUGGUGGAUCUCCACGAGAGUUUCCAGUUGGUUUUGAUAAGCAAGUCUCAUCGUUUGGAUUUGCCAGAAGAGCAAAGGAGUCAACUUAAUGUUCUGAGAUUUACUGUUACAGCAGCUGGUUUGGCGGAUCAAUUGAUGUCCAAAGCCAUUGUCCUAAAAAAUGGGGAGUUGGAGCAGCAGAGGGUAGAGUUGCUACAAAAGGAAGGACAUCUUCUGAAGCAGCGAAUGGAAAUGCAAGACAACCUACUGGAACAGCUAUCGAAAUCAGAAGGCGAUAUUCUAAAGAACGAGCAACUGUUGGAAAGUUUAAACGAGAUCAAACAAGGCAGUGCUCAGAUAGACGAGGCCCUUAAGCAAAGUGGGCAAAUAAAGGAUACUUUACUAGCUCAGUUUGGUUCCUUAAGAGCACUCAGUACGAGGGCCUCAACAUUUUAUGCAGGCCUCAUCCAGGGCUAUGAAUUAUCCGCUCUAGUUUACAUUGAACUAUUUUUGGGAGCUCUCUCCAAGAGUGAGCGAGAUGAAUCCAAGGUCUAUGAGUUACUUGUAAGAAGUGUUUAUAUGAAUUUAGCCAGAGCUACUUCCAGAGAUAGCCAGCUAUCCCUAUCUCUGUGGGUUUGCCAUCAGGCAUAUCCCGAUAGAUUAAGCCCCAAGGAAUGGGAGCUGUUUGUGAACAAUUUCAUGGGCAGUUCUGAUGGCAGUAUGAUGCUGAGUCAGUUGGAAAAACUGCCCGACUGCAUGCCUAGGGAAGCGCAAUUAAAGCUGGCCAUGUUACUACAACUGUUUCCCGAUUUGCGAAGCAAGCUCCAGUUGGAGAAGGACUAUAUCUGGCGCGGGUUCAUUGAGGCUCAAGCGGAUGAUGUGCUGCCUGCCUUGGGUUCCAGCUUCCAGCGUGUGCUUAUUGCUCAGGUUUUCCGACCCGACUUGAUGCUUCACCAACUGCGAAAAGUGAGCAGCGAUCUGCUGGGAGUUUCCGCAGAUGCCUCCACCCAACCUUCUGUGGAGCAGUUGCUGCAGCAGAGCAGCUGUGAUAGACCGAUUUUGAUGGUUAGUCAUGCGGAAAAUGACCCAACAACUGAACUGAGAAAGUGGGCCAAUCAAAAGUACAGGGAAAUGGCGAUUGGAAAGGGCGCUGAGAAAAGAGUUAUCGCCGAGAUGCGACAGGCUGCCAUAGAUGGCCACUGGUUAUGCGUUAAAAAUGUCCAUUUGGCGCCAGAAUUUCUAACCCAAAUGGAAAGGGAAUUGAGUGAAAUUCAAAAAUCGAAAGACUUUCGGUUGUGGCUGCUGUGUGAAUCCACCGAUGGAUUUUCCGAAGCUGCCAUUUAUAAAUGUCUGAAGGUGCGUUAUGAGCAGCCAAAGGGACUCAAGCAGAUUGUGAAGCGGUUGCUCCAGAACUUCGCUGCUGAACAGGAUCAAAAGCUUAAAAGCCAGCCGAAGAGCCUCAAGAUAAGACUCGUUUAUUUUGUCCUGACAGCUGUACUCCAACAAAGGCGACAGUUUAUACCCCAAGGUUGGUCGAAGUACUAUGAAUUCGGUGAGGCAGAUCUAAAGGCGGCUUUGGGCAUCCUGAAAUUGAUGGAUCAGCAGCUUAAUUCAGGAAAAUGCGAUUGGUUGCUGCUGCAACGUCUCAGUGAAGCGCUUGCUUUCGGCGGAAGAGUGAAUAAUCAGAGGGAUCUGGAGAUACUCAGGAGCUAUCUGAACCAGUUUUGUUCAGCGGAUGUUCUAAGCAGUCGUUGGUCGCCCCUUGGAUUAUCCCUAUCCAUACCAACCAGUGGUCAACUGCAGGACUACUACGCUGCGUUGGAGAAACUUCCUGACACAGAUGAGCCCAGUAUGUAUGGUUUGGCCAAUCAGGCACAACAGCAACGCGAAAUUGAAGAGGCUAAGCGAGUUAUAAAGGAACUCAGGGGAUUGCAUUACGGAAGAGGUUCGGCUAAAGAUUCAGGAGGACCGGGAGAGUCCAAGGAAGGCAAUCAGCUCACUGGUCGUCAGAAGCUGGAGCAGCAAAUUAAACCCUUACUGAAUCUGUGGAGGAAAUUGGCUGCAUCGUGUACCAUAAUCCAGACUAUGAAGGAGGCAAAGGCCGAUGUCGGCGAAUCUCCCUGGGCACUUUUUGUGCUGGCUGAACUGAAACUGGGCGCGGAUCUGUACGGCACAGUUCACCAGACCUUGUCGCAGAUGCAUGCCUGGCUUAAGGACUCGCAGGAGGUGGAUGGCAGCACUCUAAGAGCUCUGGCGGAACAGCAGAUUCCUGCCAGUUGGCUUAAACUGUGGCCUGGUCCUGGCAGCAACAGUGCCGUGGACUUUCUAAGAGCCCUAAUCGUUCGAGCCCAGGCUGCCGAAGCUCGAUUCCGCGAGCAAGUGCAUCUGGAUUUUUGCGAGGAAAUCAAUUUCGUCCAGGUGUUUAACUGUGAGAACCUUUUGGCCUGUUUCAAGCUGCUGCAGUCUCAGAAACUGGCAGUUUCCACCGAACGUCUGGAGUUGCAAACUUGCGGGUCCUCGAGCUUGGAAAGUGAUUCAUCGGACAUGAUACUCAAGCUGGCGCCUCUAAAGAUUGAUGGCGCCCAGAGUGGAAUGGAGAAAUCGAACCCCUUCUACAUCAAGUACAAAGUAAAGGAAGAUGCCAGUCAAGCGACUGCCAGUUCCUCGAAAUACGGAAAGAACUCGCUGUAUCCCACCCAAAAUGCGGAAUCGAAGCCAAAACUGCCUCUAUAUUCUCGGAGCAGUCGCGACAAGCUGAUUUGCCACCUGAAUGUUGAUAUUGUGACGGGAACCGCGGAGCAAAUUCUCCUGGCUGGAACUGCGCUAAUCGUCGAAGAUUAUUAGAAUAUUAUUCUCCAAACGGAAAUAGCUUCAGCUGACAAAGAAAAUGUAGAAGUUAAAAAUAUACCUGUGUAGAAACAAGAAUA
This is a messenger RNA of Drosophila teissieri, 12862 nucleotides long. It is a transcript of the gene btv, whose product is annotated as cytoplasmic dynein 2 heavy chain 1. The record is from RefSeq and is a predicted model, not a curated record. Gene Ontology annotation, biological process: microtubule-based movement. Gene Ontology annotation, molecular function: dynein light intermediate chain binding; ATP binding; ATP hydrolysis activity. Lineage: Eukaryota; Metazoa; Arthropoda; Insecta; Diptera; Drosophilidae. Gene Ontology annotation, cellular component: dynein complex.